This is a messenger RNA of Fulmarus glacialis (Northern fulmar), 1017 nucleotides long. RefSeq names its product collagen alpha-1(III) chain-like. The annotation marks the transcript as partial. The transcript has 16 exons. NCBI's taxonomy places the organism in Eukaryota, Metazoa, Chordata, Aves, Procellariiformes, Procellariidae. The record is from RefSeq and is a predicted model, not a curated record.
ACUCCUGGAGUAGUCAGCCAAGGCCCCAAAGGAGACCCUGGUCCUCCUGGGGUUCCAGGCAGAAAUGGUGCCCCUGGCCCUCCGGGACAGCCGGGGAGUCCUGGAGCUCCUGGCCCGCCCGGGAUCUGCCAGUCGUGUCCCAGUAUAAGCGGAGGCAGUUUUUCUCCACAGUAUGACUCCUAUGAUGUGAAGGCCGGUGCAGUUGGUAUCGGUUACCCACAGCCCAUUAGUGGCUUUCCAGGACCCCCUGGCCCCAGUGGCCCCCCUGGCCCACCUGGUCAUGCAGGACCCCCUGGCUCUGCUGGAUACCAAGGUUCCCCUGGCGAACCAGGACAACCUGGCCCUCCUGGACCUCCAGGCCCUGUUGGAAUGAUAGGCCCAGUUGGUCCACCAGGAAAAGAUGGAGAACCAGGAAGACCAGGCAGAAAUGGAGACCGUGGAAUCCCUGGAUUACCGGGUCACAAGGGACACCCUGGAAUGCCUGGGAUGCCAGGGAUGAAAGGUCAACGAGGUUUUGAUGGAAAAGAUGGUGCCAGAGGUGACAGCGGUGCUCCUGGUCCAAAGGGUGAAACUGGUCUUCCUGGAGCUAAUGGAUCACCAGGCCAACCGGGACCAAGAGGUCCAGCUGGUGAAAGAGGAAGACCUGGGAAUCCUGGUGGCCCUGGUGCCAAUGGCAAAGAUGGAUCUCCAGGAGCAGCAGGCACACCUGGUCCCCCGGGUCCCCCUGGAACUGCAGGAUUUCCAGGCUCUCCAGGUUUUAAGGGUGAAGCUGGUCCUCCUGGUCCUGCUGGUUCUAGUGGUAGUCCUGGAGAGAGAGGGGAACCUGGUCCUCAGGGUAGUGCUGGGCCACCCGGGCCACAGGGCCCUCCUGGAAGAGCUGGAAGCCCUGGCAACAAGGGUGAAAUGGGGCCUUCUGGUAUUCCCGGUGCUCCUGGUCUGCCAGGAGGCCGUGGUCUUCCUGGUCCUCCGGGUACAAGUGGAAAUCCUGGAGCAAAAGGCACUCCGGUGAGUUACUAG